Molecule: messenger RNA, 5165 nt
Organism: Brassica napus (rape)
Lineage: Eukaryota; Viridiplantae; Streptophyta; Magnoliopsida; Brassicales; Brassicaceae
Product: protein SHORT-ROOT-like
Exons: 1
Coding region: 448-2025 (525 amino acids)
Biological process (GO): radial pattern formation; negative regulation of mitotic cell cycle; leaf development
Cellular component (GO): nucleus
Molecular function (GO): DNA-binding transcription factor activity; sequence-specific DNA binding
Source: RefSeq, a predicted model, not a curated record
AACGAUCAUCAGUUAGGGCUAAAGUAAAAACAAAAACAUUCUUGAUUAGCCAAGAAUAGAAAAAGCAUAUUGUUGUUAAAAAAACCGGUGUUUUCUCUCUCUAAUUAUUUUCUGCUAAACACAAAAUUAGAUUCAAAUAAUCUAUUAAGUCCAAAAGAUAGACAUGAGACAACAAUUUGAUGCAAGAAAAGCCUCUUUUCAUGCUCCAUUCUUUCUUUAAAUUACUAAUUAUAAAACUCACAUAAACCACCAAACCCAUUCCCUACAACUCAGCUUCAUCGAAGAUUCACUCACUCCCACUUAAAAAUAAAAUAAUAUAUAUAUACAACAACACACGAUGCUGGUGCAAUAUACAUACCAAAGUAUUAAAUCUUAAGAUAUUGUGGGUCGCCCAUCUCUCUUCUCUGUACUCUUCAUUUUGUUAUUCCAUAUUAAAGACGAAGAAAAAUGGACACUCUCUUUACAUUAGUCAGUCUCCAACAACAACAAUCCCAUAGUAUCAUUACAAAUAAAUCUUCGCAAAGCAGAACCUCUACCACCACUACAGGCUCUCCACAAACAGCUUAUCACUACAACUUCCCACAAAGCGACGCCGUCGAAGAAUGCUUAAACUUUUUCAUGGAUGAAGAAGACCUUUCCUCUUCUAAUUCAUCUCAACACAACCAUCACCACAAUAACAAUCCUAGUAACUACUACUCUCCCUUCACUACUUCCACCCAAUACCAUCCCGCCACAUCACCAACUCCUUCCACCACCGUCGUCUUGGCCUCACCUUACUCAUCCGGCCACCACCAUGACCCUUCCGCUUUCUCCAUCCCUCAAACUCCUCCUUCCUUCGACUUCUCAGCCAAUGCCAAGUGGGCCGACUCCAUCCUCCUCGAAGCAGCACGUGCCUUCUCCGACAAAGACACCACACGUGCCCAACAAAUCCUCUGGACACUCAACGAGCUCUCUUCACCAUACGGAGACACCGAGCAGAAACUCGCUUCUUACUUCCUCCAAGCUCUCUUCAACCGCAUGACUGGUUCAGGCGAACGAUGUUACCGAGACAUGGUAACCGCCGCAGCCACGGAGAAGACAUGCUCCUUCGAACAGACGCGCAAGACCAUGCUCAAGUUCCAAGAAGUAAGCCCGUGGGUCACGUUUGGACAUGUGGCGGCAAACGGAGCGAUCUUGGAAGCAAUAGAUGGAGAGGCAAAGAUCCACAUCGUUGACAUAAGUACAACGUUUUGCACUCAGUGGCCGACUCUUCUAGAAGCUUUAGCCACAAGAUCAGACGACACGCCACACCUAAGACUAACCACAAUAGUUGUCGCUAAUAAAUACGUCAACGACCAAACGGCGUCGCGUCGUGUGAUGAAAGAGAUAGGACACCGAAUGGAGAAGUUUGCUAGGCUAAUGGGAGUUCCUUUUACAUUCAAUAUUAUUCAUCACGCCGGAGAUUUAUCCGAGUUUGAUUCAAACAAGCUCAAUAUUAAAUCAGACGAGGUCUUGGCCGUCAACUGUGUAGGUGCCAUGCAUGGGGUUGCGCCUUGCGGAAACCCUAGAGACGCUCUGAUAUCUAAAUUACGAAGGUUAAGACCGAGGAUAAUGACCAUCGUCGAAGAAGAAGCUGAUCUUGUCGGAGAAGAAGGCUUUGAUGAUGAGUUCUUGAGAUUGUUUGGAGAAAGCCUACGUUGGUUUAGGGUUUGCUUUGGGUCGUUGGAAGAGAGUUUUCCGAGGACGAGCACUGAGAGGUUGACGCUAGAGCGUGCGGCGGGACGUGCGAUCGUUGACUUGGUGGCUUGUGAGCCGUCGGAUUCGACGGAGAGGAGAGAGACGGCGAGGAAGUGGUCGAUGAGGAUGAGGAAUGGAGGGUUUGAUGCGGUGGGGUAUAGUGAUGAGGUGGCUGAUGACGUCAGAGCUUUGUUGAGGAGGUAUAAGGAAGGAGUUUGGUCGAUGGUACAGUGCUCUGAUGCUGCCGGAAUAUUUCUUUGUUGGAGAGAUCAGCCGGUGGUUUGGGCUAGUGCGUGGCGGCCAACGUAAAUGAUUGGUUCUUUUUUAUAUAUAUUCGCACGUGUGGUGAUGGUUGAUGGUGGAUUUUGAGAUUAAGAGUUACUGUAUGGUGAUAAUGCGUUCAUAAUUUGAAUUUUGCUUUUGGAAUAGGACUGAUUAAAUUGUGAUCAUUGAAGAGGAGGACGUCAAGAGUUUAUAAAUUCGUGAUAAUUAGUUUUAUUUUUUGCACAAAAAAUAAUAAUGUUUCUUUCUUCCCUUUUUGAUCGAGUUCAAAAUUUGUGAUUAGUUUGGUUUAUGGAAAAUAAUAGGGGUUUAUGAAUGAUUACAUUGAAAGAUCGAUUUAACCGAUCGAGCUCAUAAUGGAGUAUACUUAUACGAAUUGAGGUAUAUAUCAUUAUUCCAUGUUUCUAAUACAUAAUAUAUUUGCUGAUUAAGAGAGAUGGCUCAGCACUUCACUUCAUGUUUGGUUCUUGUAUAUUGUUUCAAUCUCAAUGCAUGAACUCAAAGAUCUCAAUAAGAAUAACUCAACUCUUAUUAUUAGUUUAAGAAAAUAUCUCAAGACUUAAGCUCUCACAAUAGAUCUCUCACAACUCAUAAGUUAUAUCACAAAUUGAUAUCUCCUUAUAUAAACCUAUUUAUUUCCUAAAUUCACUUAACUUUAGUUAGAUAACUCCUAACCUAAGUCUAAUUAGUAAACCAUACUCAAAUAGGAUUAGGAAGACUUGCUUUCUAAGUUAUCUUUGAGCUUGCUUCCAACAGUAUAUAAUAUAGAAACUUAGGACAGCUACUUUGGCUGAGGAAUCUCUUCGUUUUGAAUUUCGUGAAUGCAGCUCUAGUGGUCUGCACACUUCUGAAAAUGUAUUUAACAUAUUUUUGAACAUUCAUAAAAAUAGACAAACUUAGAACAUUUGAAAUUUCAUAACAAUCACUUUCUGAUACUAGUGGCAACCGGAUAAUAUGUGUUUACAUGCAAUACAAGUUUAUGAGACUAGUGGCAACCGGCUAGGCGGCUAAUAUAUAUACAUGCAAUACAAGUUUCUGUUUAGGAACACCAAAGCGUAUGUUAAUGGUUAAAGUGGUAUAUUACAGUUCUAGUGGUUCACAUUUCUGAUGCCUGGUGUGAACAAAAGAAAAUUAUCAACGUCUUAGUUACUCACAAAAUUAUAGCUUAUUCAUUUGUCGUUCUCGUGAAGUGUAUAUCAUUUAUUUAUAUUGGCUUUUUAAUAAUGAAUCAUUCAACUGUUGCUUUGUAGAAGUGAUAAAGGGAUCAGUCUUUUAUUUGAUUCAUAUAUAUAAAUAAUAUGUCUUCAAUGGAUUACACAUGCAUAUACCUAAAGAUUGUGCAUGGCACCCCUUGGCCCUUACCAUCAUGUUUUUAUUUAGAAAACAGCUCAUAAAGAGUAAAUAAUUGAAAUAAAACCUUUAUAUAAUAGCCUUUUGAAUUUGAGAACAAAAUAAAAAUAUGAAAAAGUAGUGUGGGUACUGCUUUUGAGAUAUGUGGCUGGUUUUACUACAACUCUCCCCUGCAUCUUUUGAUGAGGCUUUUUGCCUCCCCAUGUUAGUAUUGGUACGAUUUUUUAGCUUCGCUUUCUAAGCUAAUCGUUUUAAAUCUAGCUUCUUUUGGUCUGUUUUCGUGUUUAUAAAGUCAUGCAAAAAGCAGACUAAUACAAUAAAAAUCUACCUGUUGGCCCAUUUUAGCUUUAACUAUAAUCAAAACCAUGUUGGGUCCCUUUGUACCACGACUUGACCAUUACAGACAUGAUUCAUCUAACCAGAAAACCCUUAAAAUCAUAGGGAAUAUCCCAAUUAUUAAUCCCAUGAUGUAAAGGUUAAUUUUGAAGGUCAUUUUAAUCUAUUUUAUUUUUCUUAAUUUAUUAUACGAGUCACUGAUAAAUCGAGUCUUGUAAGAAAUAGUAUUAAUUUAAUGCUAUAUUUAUAAAUUCAAGGAGAAAUGCUAUCUAAUAAUUAAGAGAAAUGAGUUAUGAUAACAUGAUAGAUAUAAGCAGCCUCUAAAUUUUAAUGUUUGUGUAACAAAAUGGUUUUACUGUCAUUUUCAGUCGCAUGAUCAUUGACUAAAUGUUCAAUGCAGCAAUCAUGUUCAAACAACCGUAACAAAAAGUAUAUUACUUGCAGUUAACUACAUCAUCAGAACCGUUUGUCUGUCCGUCUCUUUUUGAUCGACUGAUGUGGUCGUCUCCAUGGGCCUCACUUAAUGGGCCACAAGAAGCCCAUUCCAAUUCGACGAGCAAAAACUGCAACUGCAGAUGAAAACUCGAACGGACAGCGAAAGCCCUAGCAAACACCACUCACCGGCGAAAAUGCGAUCUCCGAUCUCCAGAUUCUUAUCAAGAUCCAUCCUUUUCCUCCACCGCGCAACGCCUUUAACCGCCGCCACUCGCCACCUAUGCGCCGUCGCGUCUCCCGAGACCAGGACAAAGAAGCUCGACCGAAUCGCCGACGAAUUGCUCAAACUGAACAGGAUCGAGCUUUACGAUUACUCGAUCCUCUUCAGCCAUAAACUCGGCCUCAACCGCUACGGCUCCUCCGUCUCCGUCCCCGCCGGAGAUCUCCCCGCCGGCGCAUCAGCCGCAGCCGAGAGCAAAGCUGCGGAGAAGACGGCGUUCGAUGUGAAGCUGGAGAAGUUCGAAGCGGCGUCGAAGAUUAAGGUGAUAAAGGAGAUAAGAGCGUUCACGGAGCUGGGGCUGAAAGAAGCCAAGGAACUAGUUGAGAAAGCUCCUGUUGUUGUCAAGACAGGUCUCACUAAGGACGAAGCUGAGAAGAUCAUGGAGAAACUCAAAGCUGUUGGUGCUGUUGUAGCUUUGGAAUGAAAAUAAAGUCUCAGACUUUAUCAUCAGACAACAACUCUUAUGAAUGAUUGCUACUCCUGUCUGGUAAUAACUUCUUCAUGUAAUAGUACAUUUUAUAGAAAGGUUGCUUUUUUUUCAGUCUGUAGCUUUUGAAUGAAUAAAAGUCUCAGACUUUAUGAAUGUUUCACUCCUGUCUGGUAAUAACUUCUUCCUUUUGAUCUUCUAGAAAGGUUGAUUCUUUGCGUUUUGGUCUCUGGUAUCUGCUGUUCUGAGUUGUAAGCAGAAACAGCUUAUCUAACUCGAGAGAGGUUGUAAUCUGCAGAAACAGAUUGUGUUGUGUGUUCUUUGAUGUUUUUUUCUCUA